CACAUUUCCCUCCCCAAUUUUAAACCCUUCUUUCUAAGACCUGAAAAAGAAGAGCAAAGGAAGGUCAAAAGAGAAAUCGAAAGCAACGAAAAACGAUAAUCAAAAGCAGAGACAGAUCAGAGAAGAAUCCGAGGGACAACGACGACGAUGAUGAGGUUUUUCAGAGGGAAUGACAAUUCCCCCUCCGACACUUCACACUCGUCCUACGCUCCCUCCGCCUCGCCGGGGCCGCCGGUGACCGGACCGGCAAGGCCGAUCCGGCUCGUGUACUGCGACGAGAAAGGGAAGUUCCAGAUGGAUCCGGAGGCCGUGGCCGCGCUCCAGCUUGUCAAAGGUCCCGUCGGCGUUGUCUCCGUCUGCGGCCGCGCUCGCCAGGGCAAGAGCUAUAUUCUUAACCAGCUUCUUGGGAGGAGUAGUGGAUUUCAGGUGGCUUCAACUCAUCGGCCGUGCACAAAGGGGCUUUGGUUGUGGAGUGCACCCUUGAAGAGAACUGCUCUAGAUGGAACUGAGUAUAACCUUUUACUAUUAGAUAGUGAAGGAAUAGAUGCUUAUGAUCAAACGGGAACAUACAGCACCCAGAUAUUCUCUUUGGCUGUCCUGUUAUCUAGCAUGUUUGUCUACAACCAGAUGGGCGGUAUAGAUGAGACUGCAAUUGAUCGUCUCUCUCUUGUCACUCAAAUGACAAAGCAUAUUCGUAUUAGAGCCUCUGGAGGAAGAACUACUGCUUCUGAACUUGGCCAAUUCUCCCCAAUCUUUGUUUGGCUUCUAAGGGACUUCUAUUUGGACUUAGUAGAGGAUAAUAGAAGAAUAACACCCCGUGACUACUUGGAGCUUGCUUUAAGGCCAGUUCAAGGUAGUGGGAAAGAUAUUGGUUCCAAAAAUGAGAUUCGAGACUCUAUCCGAGCUCUUUUUCCAGAUAGAGAAUGCUUCACCCUUGUGCGACCUUUGAACAAUGAAAAUGAUCUACAGAGACUUGACCGGAUUUCGUUGGACAAACUAAGGCCUGAAUUUAAAUCUGGAUUGGAUGCAUUGACAAAGUUUGUUUUUGAGAGAACAAGGCCAAAGCAAGUCGGUGCAACUGUAAUGACGGGCCCCAUACUGGUUGGUAUUACAGAAUCUUAUCUAGAGGCUCUCAAUAAUGGUGCAGUGCCUACAAUAUCCUCCUCAUGGCAGAGUGUUGAAGAAGCCGAGUGUAGAAGAGCGUUUGAUUCUGCUACUGAGGUUUAUAGGUCUUCUUUUGAUCGUUCAAAGCCGCCUGAGGAAGUUGCAUUAAGGGAAGCACAUGAUGAAGCAGUUCGAAAAUCCCUGGCUGCGUUUGAUGCUGGUGCUGUUGGUGGAGGUUCCACAAGGAAGAAAUAUGAGGGGCUUCUCCAGAAAUUUUUCAGAAAAGAAUUCGAGGAUUAUAGAAGGACUGCAUAUAUGGAGGCAGACUUGCGAAAUUCAAAUGCUAUACAAAGCAUGGAAAAGAGGCUGAGAGCAGCUUGCUAUGCUUCUGAUGCAAACAUAGAUAAUGUUGUGAAGGUUCUUGAUGCUCUUCUAUCCGAGUAUGAGGCAUCAUCCCAUGGUCCAGGAAAAUGGCAGAAAUUGGCUGUGUUUUUGCAACAGAGUUUGGAAGGUCAAGUACUCGAUCUCGCCAAGAAGUUAAUUGAGCAAGUCAGGACAGAGAAGAGUUCCCUCAUGCUUAAAUGCCGCUCCAUUGAAGAUAGGAUGGGGUUGCUUAACAAGCAGCUGGAAGCUAGUGAGAAGUAUAAGUCUGAAUAUCUGAAGCGUUAUGAAGAUGCUAUCAAGGACAAGAAGAAGCUUGCUGAUGAAUAUAUGAGUCGCAUAGCUAAUUUACAGGGUAGUUGCAGUUCACUGGAGGAAAGGUGUUCAAGCUUAUUGAAAGCUUUGGAUUCUACCAAGCAAGAAUCCUCAGACUGGAAAAGAAAAUAUGAACAGGUCUUAUCAAAGCAGAGAGCCGAGGAAGAUCAAUCCAGUUCAGAAAUUGCAGUUCUCAAAUCUCGAAGCAGUGCUGCUGAAGCAAGGCUUGGAGCUGCUCAGGAACAAGCUCAGUCUGCUCAAGAGGAGGCGGAGGAAUGGAAAAGGAAAUAUGAUAUUGCCGUGAGAGAAGCAAAAGCUGCUCUAGAGAAGGCAGCAGUUGUGCAAGAACGCACAACUAAGCAUACACAACAGAGGGAAGAUGUUCUGAGGGAAGAGUUCUCUUGCAAUUUGGCUGAAAAGGAAGAGGAAAUAAAGGACAAGGCAGCAAAGCUCGAGCAUGCUGAGCAGUGUUUGACUACUCUAAAAUUAGAGUUGAAGGUUGCAGAGUCAAAAGUGAGGAGUUAUGAUGCGGAAUUAUCAUCAGUGAGGUUUGAAAUCAAAGAGUUGAAUGAGAAGUUAGAUAGUGUAAAUGAUAAGGCCAAAUCAUUUGAGAGAGAAGCAAGGAUGCUGGAACAGGAGAAGAUCCAUUUGGAGCAGAAGUACGAAUCUGAGUUCAAACGGUUUGAUGAAGUAAAGGAAAGGUGCAACAUUGCUGAAAGAGAAGCCAAGAGAGCAACUGAAGUUGCUGAUAAAGCUCGGGCUGAAUCAGGCAUUGCUCAAAAGGAGAAGGGUGAGAUGCAGAGGUUGGCAAUGGAAAGAUUGGCCCAAAUUGAGAGGGCUGAGAGGCAAAUUGAAAAUUUGGAGAGGCAGAAGAAUGACUACGCAAAUCAAGUAGAGAGAAUACGUGAGUCAGAGAUGAAUGCCCUUUCGAAAGUUGCGCUACUAGAAGCAAGAGUUGAAGAAAGGGAGAAAGAAAUAGAGUCACUGCUGGCAUCGAACAACGAACAAAGGGCCACUACUGUACAAGCCCUUCAGAGUCUUCUGGACUCCGAACGUGCGGCACAUGUGGAGGCUAACAACAGGGCAGACGCCUUAUCUCUUCAGCUACAAGCUGCACAAGCAAAAAUAGAUAUUCUUCAGCAAGAGUUUACCAAAGUUCGACUAAAUGAAACAGCAUUGGAUAGCAAGCUUAGGACCGCUUCCCAUGGGAAACGUCCAAGAGUAGAUGACUUUGAAAUGGGUGUGGAAUCUGUUCAAGACAUGGACACAACUGACAAGAUGUUGAGAGCAAAUAAGAAGACCAGGAGCACCACUAGCCCGCUGAAGACCAUGCACUCUGAAGACGGUGGUUCGGUGUUCAAGGGCAACGAGGACAACAAUAGCCAGCAUAGCAAUCCGGAGGAUUAUACAAAGUUUACUGUCCAGAAACUCAAGCAGGAACUAACAAAGCAUAACUUCGGUGCUGAAUUGCUGCAGUUGAGGAAUCCCAACAAGAAAGAGAUCCUUGCUCUCUAUGAGAAAUGUGUCCUCCAGAGGUCAUGACAAGCUAUUCUACAGGACUCCUAUUGUAAAGGGUGUUGGAACUUGAUAGAUUAGAAUAGGGUGUAGUGGAGGAGUUGGUUUCCUCAAAUCUUUUCAGCGUGCUUAUCUAGGAUAACUAGCUAGUUUGCUUUUUCUUAAUAUCAUCGGGCCCUGAAAUGUGCAAAAUUUUUUAGGCUGGAUAUAUGUUAGUUCUUUGUCCAUCUAUAAUUUAUUCUCUCUUUUUUUGUAUUUUUGGGUGCUUCUUUAGGGUGGGCGUGUUGUUCUUUUGCCAUUGAACUUAUUUGUCAGUCUGAUGUGUGGUUGUUGAAGUGCCAAAUGGGUGGAUAUGCGUAUACCUCUUGUAUCAUGUGUUGGCCUAGUGGUGUUGGGCCAGCAUCGUUUAACUAAAUUUCGAUUUGGAGCAAGUAUGAAUAAUUUCAAGUGUGGCCUUUUUUU
Corylus avellana is the source of this 3777-nucleotide messenger RNA. RefSeq names its product Guanylate-binding family protein. NCBI's taxonomy places the organism in Eukaryota, Viridiplantae, Streptophyta, Magnoliopsida, Fagales, Betulaceae. The record is from RefSeq and is a predicted model, not a curated record. Gene Ontology annotation, molecular function: GTPase activity; GTP binding.